GCGCACAUCCCCCGCCGAUCCCCCAUGCAACACGACCACCCCCGUCUCCCUAUAUGUCUCUACCACCACCUCACCCUCUGAUGUCUCGUCGUUCACCGCGUCCUCCACCCAUGCCUGUCCCGCAAAUUGUUUCAACGUCAUUCAAUGUCCAACCGUCAUCCAGAAAUAAUCAUACUGAUGCACAUGCUCACACUCAAGUUCAUUCUCACAGACACGGACAUCACCAACAUUCUCAUUCGACUUCUGCCAUACCUAAGACUGUUCGUCGCACCACCUCACAGCAGCUCCGUUUCGCGCCACCCAUCCAGCCUUCGUCCCAUUCACUUCGGCACGCAAGCAGUUCGCAAAAUUUGCACCGCUCACGUUCUUCACAACAUCUACGUCCGCCAACGCCUCACUCGGGUCCCUCAGGUAAUGGUCAACGAUCGCGCGUAAACUCAGCAAAUAGCGCGCAUAGGCCUACCGCUCAUCCUCAGCAGCAGGUGCAGCCACAUGUUCACCAACAGGUCGUGCAUCAUAACGGUCAUGUUCAUUUCCAAUAUUCGAAGUGCACCGGGCGGAAGAAAGCACUUUGCAUCGGAAUCAACUAUCAAGGUCAACGACGCGAGCUUCGGGGCUGUAUCAAUGAUGCGCACAAUGUGAAACGGUUUUUAACAUCCAAUUGGGGCUACAAAAACGGCGAUAUUGUAAUGUUGGUUGAUGACACCGAAAAUUCGAGGCAAAUGCCAACAAAGAAAAACAUUCUGGAUGCGAUGCGUUGGCUUGUGAAGGACGCCCAUCCUCAUGAUGCACUGUUUUUCCACUACUCGGGCCACGGGGGACAGGUCCCAGACAAGGAUGGGGAUGAAGUUGAUGGACUUGAUGAAGUUAUAUACCCUGUCGACUACAAGAAGGCCGGAUUCAUUGUUGAUGACGAAAUGCACCGCAUAAUGGUCAAAUCAUUGCCAGCAGGCUGUCGUUUGACUGCUAUCUUUGACUCUUGUCACUCAGGAACAGCACUAGACUUGCCAUACAUCUAUCAUUCGAAUGGACGCCUCAAGGGAACCCAUAUAACUCAACGGGCUCAAGUAGAGAAAGCCACAAAUGCCGACGUGAUAUCAUUCUCUGGCUGUCGUGAUGAUCAAACCAGUGCCGAUACAACACAGGGUGGUAUGGCUGUUGGGGCUAUGAGCUACGCCUUUGUUAAGUCUUUAUCAAGGAAUCCAGUACAAAGUUACCAAGAACUGCUCAAGUCUGUUAGGGAAAUUUUGAAGCAGCAUUAUCAACAGAAACCGCAACUGUCGAGCUCGCAUCCCAUUGAUACUAGUCUACGUUUCAUCCUCUAGCGUGACGAUUUUGAGUAUUUUAUUAUUAUGCUGCGGUGCUCAUAUUUUUUGUAUCAUAUUAAUCGACUUAGUGUUCUAUGUAUGAGACUAGUAUUUAUGUUGUUUCUCGUUGACGAGACAUGUAUGUCUAGUUCCGGGCGGUGAAAACGCACCGAGGUACUUUCGAAUUAGCCUUUCUCAUGCUCCGCAUCAAUAUAUUUUCACCCACUCGUGUCC
Suillus subaureus is the source of this 1541-nucleotide messenger RNA. Its product is annotated as caspase domain-containing protein. The record is from RefSeq and is a predicted model, not a curated record. Gene Ontology annotation, biological process: proteolysis. Gene Ontology annotation, molecular function: cysteine-type endopeptidase activity. Lineage: Eukaryota; Fungi; Basidiomycota; Agaricomycetes; Boletales; Suillaceae. The transcript is spliced from 15 exons. The coding region runs from base 54 to 1325 and encodes 423 amino acids.